CCGAUCCCGAUUUAGCGCGCGUGCUUUCCCUCCAUCUGCCCUAUUUCUUUUCUUCUCCCGUCCAAAUCGCCACAGAUCGUCCCGACCAGUUCUCGCCACAACUCUUCCCUCUCCUCGACGUUGUCCUCACCGUGAAUCCGAGUCUUCUCCGUGACGCGUUGGCAUUCCUCACCAAGUUCUCGCCAUAGCUCUUCCCUUUCCUUGACGUUAGGUUUUUUCCUCGACGUCAACCUCGUCGCGAAUCUUCCUUCUCCGUGACCUCGCCGUGACUCUUCCCUCUCCUCGACGCAGUUCCUCGCCAGAUGGUGCAGGAAAGAGAAUGAGGGAGCUCUGCUGAGCUGGUAAUUGAUUGGGGCUGCAAUGUCUUUUCCUUGUCUCCAAGAUCUGGGAGCUGCUUUUAUAUCUGGACAGAAUGAACAUAAACAGAUUAGCGCCUGCUCCAAGAAAAAUGUCAUGUCUUCCUCCUUAGGCUCAUCUAGUUUUCCUACUUCACAAAAACAGGACAACGUUAAAACUCGUCCUACUUCAAUUCUUGAAAUGGAAAGUAGUCAGCUUAGCCCAAUAUCUAUUCUGGAGGCUUCAUUUUCAAAUGACAGUUGCUCAAUUGGGAGCCUCAAUGCGAGUUCAGUCGGAAAGCUGCAGGUUGGUUUGGUGGGAAAUUGCAACACACCACAAUCAACUGAUACAGACGUUGAUCUUUUGGAUUCAGCAACUUCAGUUGAUCUCAGAAGGUCUAUUUUAGACAAAAUCCAGCAUAUGAGUCGCAUAACUUCAAGUGCCGAUGACAUUCCUUAUGAAGUUGGAUUCUCAAACUUUGAUUUUUUUGAAGCUAGGCGUUUCAUUUCAAAUGCAGUGCUGUUGUUCUUAUUUUGAGGUUAUGAUAUGAUCUUUGUAUGCUCUAGGUUUUGAAACUGGUGUCAUUUUUGAGGUUAUGAUAGAAGUUGUCGA
Molecule: messenger RNA, 948 nt
Organism: Zingiber officinale
Lineage: Eukaryota; Viridiplantae; Streptophyta; Magnoliopsida; Zingiberales; Zingiberaceae
Exons: 4
Coding region: 361-873 (170 amino acids)
Source: RefSeq, a predicted model, not a curated record